This is a messenger RNA of Ornithorhynchus anatinus (platypus), 3702 nucleotides long. It is a transcript of the gene SURF4, whose product is annotated as surfeit 4. The record is from RefSeq and is a predicted model, not a curated record. Gene Ontology annotation, biological process: Golgi organization. The transcript has 6 exons. The coding region runs from base 299 to 1108 and encodes 269 amino acids. NCBI's taxonomy places the organism in Eukaryota, Metazoa, Chordata, Mammalia, Monotremata, Ornithorhynchidae. Gene Ontology annotation, cellular component: endoplasmic reticulum-Golgi intermediate compartment; endoplasmic reticulum; membrane.
GGGGGGGCCGGAGGAGCCGGAGGAGCAGGAGUCACCGCCGCCGCUGGCGAGGCCGAAGCCGAGCCCGCCGCCCCACUUCCUGUGCAGGCCCCGCCGCCCAACAGACCCUCCUUCCCCGCCCCGGGACCGGCCCCGGCCGCGGCAGCAGGAGGAGGAAGAGGAGCCCCCGUCACCGCCGCCACCCCCGGCAGUCCCCCCCGGCAGUCCCGUCCCCCCCCGGCAGUUCCCCCCGCGGCAGUCAGUCCCCCCCGAGCGAGCCGGAGCCCGCGCCGCCCUCGUCGCAGCCCUCGCCGCCGCCAUGGGCCAGAACGACCUGAUGGGCACCGCCGAAGACUUCGCCGACCAGUUCCUGCGUGUGACGAAGCAGUAUCUCCCUCACGUGGCCCGCCUGUGCCUGAUCAGCACCUUCCUGGAGGAUGGCAUCCGCAUGUGGUUCCAGUGGAGCGAGCAGAGAGACUAUAUUGACGCCACCUGGAACUGUGGCUACAUAUUGGCCUCCAUCUUUGUGUUCCUAAACCUUCUGGGGCAGUUGACUGGCUGCAUCUUGGUGCUGAGCAGAAACUUUGUGCAGUAUGCCUGCUUUGGACUGUUCGGGAUUAUAGCAUUACAGACCAUCGCCUACAGUAUUUUAUGGGAUCUAAAGUUUUUGAUGAGGAAUCUGGCCUUGGGAGGAGGUUUGCUGCUGCUGCUGGCUGAAUCCCGUUCUGAAGGGAAGAGCAUGUUUGCCGGUGUCCCCACCAUGCGGGAGAGCUCCCCAAAACAGUACAUGCAGCUCGGCGGCAGGGUCCUGCUUGUCCUGAUGUUUAUGACUCUCCUUCACUUUGAUGCCAGCUUCUUUUCGAUUCUCCAGAACAUCGUGGGCACGGCUCUGAUCAUCUUAGUAGCCAUCGGCUUUAAAACCAAGCUGGCCGCCUUGACUCUGGUCGUCUGGCUCUUCGGCAUCAACGUCUAUUUCAACGCCUUCUGGACCAUCCCCGUCUACAAACCCAUGCACGACUUCCUCAAGUACGACUUCUUCCAGACCAUGUCCGUCAUCGGAGGCCUGCUGCUGGUGGUGGCCCUGGGGCCCGGCGGAGUGUCCAUGGAUGAGAAGAAGAAGGAGUGGUAACGGGCCCGGCUCGCCGGCCGGCCCGAGCCGGGGCCGCCCGGGACCGGCUCUCUGUGGAUUUGACAAAACUGCCGGCGUUCUCGUGUCCCACCCCGCCCCUCCCCCCCCUCCGGUAAAGGCACAGAUGUCUGGAGAGCUUUAUCUGCAGCGACACCGAUAAUCCGCAAAAUCGAUGGCUAAAUCCGAGCGGGAGCCCGUUGCUCCAGUCGUGAUCUCUCACACUUUUUUUUAUUUUUAGGUCGGCCACAGCCCCUCCGGUUCACGUGCCCCGGGCGGGGGCUCGGGGGGCGGUGCGGGAGACGGGGCUACUUACGCCUUUGGCCUAAGUGGGGUUUUUUAUGAUUUAAAAAAACAGAAAAAAAUCUCCAAGUUGUACUGUGAGCGGAAACCCGGCCAUAUCAUUCAAUGUGGUGGUCUCUUUUUUAUUUUUAUUUUUUUUUCCUCUCAUUUACACUUCUCGCUCGAACUACUCUGAUUUGUGUUGCCCCAGCCAAACAAGGAAACACUAGUCUAAACUCUCUGGACACCCCGUUCCCCCGCCCCCAUAUUGCUCUUGCCAUAUACGAAAAGAAGUUUGGGUUUUUUCUUUGUGUGUUUGACUGUAAAAUCAGAAGUCCCUUGAAGUACAGUAUUAAGCAUCUAGAGAAACUGACACAGACAGAAAAGGGGUGGAUGAGGAGGAAAUGGCCCCGCUGGCUGGAGUGGGAUCCGAUCAUCGAUUUAAGCCGCCGUAAUUAACGUCCCCUUCUUCCCCACCCGAAGGAGGCGUCUGAUAGACGAGGCCGUUGGCCCACCCCGCCCCCUGACCCCGACUGGGAGAUCUGGGACCGUCAACGGGGGAAGAACCGAACCGGGCCUCGCUUCUGCCAGCCCGCUGGAUUUUUCUUUUUAGCAGCGGGUGUCGGCAGCUGCCCGUCGGAGAAAGGCAGAACUGGUCAACUCCCCAUUUCCUAGUCGGGGAGGAGGGAGGAGGCUGCUGCUUAAGGCCUGGUUGCGGCGGCACGGCUGAUCUGACAGCCGAGGCCCUCCUUCCCAGAACGGAAACUCUCCCACCCACCCGCAAGGGCUCUCUCGGGCCACAGCCAGAUUCCCCCUCAACCGAGCAAGAUCUUAACUUCCCGUCAAAGUUCGAGUGAACCCCUGAACUGGUUCUUAGGAGCUCUCCCCCGACCCUCCCACCCCACUUUUAUGGAUGAAAACGUUUUUUCUCCACGCUACGAGCGUGGGCUGGGUUCUGGCCCCAGCGUUUACCAUUUCAGAAGCAGAGUGUUGCUUUGCUGCUCAAUUUUUUUGUUUUUCCCUUUUUUUUUUCCUCUCCCCCUGCAGCCAAAUUGACAAUAUCUGUGAUGGCUUGAUUUGAUCUGAGUCCUGUAUUUAAAGUUUUCUAACACCGCCUCACGUUGCGUUUCUCUUUCUUGGCGUACUCGAUGCCGGACGACGUUGGCGCCCCUGUGUGUGCCCUCCCUGGGGUGGGGCCUGGCUGUCCCCACCCACCUAGGGUGGCUCCUUGGAAAAGGGAAGUGGAAAGUGGGGAGCAGCUUCCACCCGGCGUUAUGCCCCCCAACCGCCCGCCAAUCACAGCAGACGGCCCGGCGUCCUCCCUGCCGUCCCCCACAGCUCAAAUACUGAACCUUUGGGUUUGUUUUCCAGCGUAACACCACCUCCCGCAGCCUUUUGUUCUUUUCUCCUCUCUGGGACAUCGCCUCCUUUCGAUCAAAUCUCCGAGAAGUGCCCACCCGCUCGGUCUGGAGGGCCUAAAGGCGUCCAACGGCCCGAGCGAGGGGGAAGGCUGGCACCCCCUCCACGCCAGCUGAAAAAUGGGGCUGGCGGUGGAGUUCCCGGGCCGACGGACUCUCGAGGCCUCAGCCCGGGCCCUGCCCAGCUGUUCCGUUCAGACCCCCCGAGUGGGCACCGGGCUCCUCACGCUGCGGCAACCGGACCCGGCGAACCCCGGCCUCUUCCACGGUAGGCGGAGGCCGUCGGGGGCCGUUCCCAGUCGGGCCCCAUCCCGGCUCGCUAGUAUUUAUGACACAGGUGAAGCUAAACCUGUUUAACGGUAAGGGAUGUUUCUUCACGGUAACCGAAGCGAGGCCACGUCAACUUCGUUUUAGGCGAGGGUGGGCUUCAGACGGGGGCGGUUCGCCCUCCAUCUUCCUGACCCCGUCCACUACAGCAGCCCAGUCAAAUGUCGCACGGCGGCGGGGUACGUCUUCUCCGGCGGCCCCAUUCCGGCUAGGAUAGCAACCUCCGUCUGCCCUAUCUCGGGAGGGUGGUGUUCUGUCCACAGAAAGCUAAAUUGACCUCUGCAGCCGAAGUACUGGUCUAGCCCAAAGGGACGCUCCCCCCAAAGCGGUGUUCCGGCUGCUCCUUUCUCCCCUGCCUUCGACGUGGCGCGGCACAAAAAUCACACCUAAUUAGCUCCGACUGAAGUGUUUGGGGGUGUCUCUGUUGGUUGUCUUUUUUUUUUUUUGCUUUGGGAGGAAAAAAAAAAAAAAUCUCAUUUUAUGCUGUAUUUUAUAUCUUAGUUGUGUUUGAAAAUGUUUUGAUUUUGAGACAAGACAUCGAAAUAAUAAAAUGGCAUUUGUUGUACCUAG